AUGAGAAUCUAUCAGUGUCAUUUUUGCUCAUCCCCAGUCUACCCUGGUCAUGGUAUCAUGUUUGUGCGUAACGACGCCAAAGAAUUUAGAUUCUGUCGUUCCAAGUGCCAUAAAGCAUUCAAGCACCGUCGUAAUCCAAGAAAAUUGAAAUGGACUAAAGCGUUCAGAAAAGCUGCUGGUAAGGAGCUUGCGGUUGACUCUACUUUGUCAUUCAGUGCCAGAAGAAACGUCCCAGUCCGUUACAACAGAGAUUUGGUUGAAACCACCUUGAAGGCCAUGGACAGAGUUGAAGAAAUACGACAAAAACGUGAAAGAGCAUUCUACAAGAACAGAAUGGCUGGUAAUAAGGAAAGAGAAUUGGCUAAUGACAGAAAAUUGGUCGAAGCUAAUCCAGAGUUAUUGAAGAUGAGAGAAGUGGAAAUUGCUAAGAAAUUGGCUAAGCAAGAGGCUAGAGAAGCUGCUGCUUCCGCUAUGGAUGAAGAUGAACAACAGGCUAGUGAAGACGAAGAAAUGGACGUCGAUGAAGAAAGCGAAACUGAAGCUGCCAAACAAAAGAUUACUCUCAAAGCUAAGAGAAGAACCAAGAAGACUCUUAAAUUUUAA
Saccharomycopsis crataegensis is the source of this 603-nucleotide messenger RNA. RefSeq names its product ATPase-activating ribosome biosynthesis protein (gene RLP24). The transcript has a single exon. Gene Ontology annotation, cellular component: nucleolus. Gene Ontology annotation, biological process: ribosomal large subunit biogenesis. NCBI's taxonomy places the organism in Eukaryota, Fungi, Ascomycota, Saccharomycetes, Ascoideales, Saccharomycopsidaceae. Bases 1 to 603 code for a protein of 200 amino acids. The record is from RefSeq and is a predicted model, not a curated record.